Messenger RNA from Pararge aegeria (speckled wood butterfly), 508 nucleotides. RefSeq names its product dynein light chain Tctex-type 1-like. Gene Ontology annotation, cellular component: cytoplasm; cytoplasmic dynein complex. NCBI's taxonomy places the organism in Eukaryota, Metazoa, Arthropoda, Insecta, Lepidoptera, Nymphalidae. The coding region runs from base 101 to 448 and encodes 115 amino acids. The record is from RefSeq and is a predicted model, not a curated record. Gene Ontology annotation, molecular function: dynein intermediate chain binding. The transcript is spliced from 3 exons. Gene Ontology annotation, biological process: microtubule-based movement.
GCUUAUUUAAAAAUUAUAAACACUCGAUAAAACUGUAAUCUUUAUUAUUUAUAAAGAAGUACCUACCAAGUUUUCUACAAACACAAACGAUAUUAUAGCAAUGGCACAAGAAGAUGACGAAGAGGAUCUGAAUUUUAACGUAGAAGAAGUUCAAAAUAUUGUAAGGGAUAACAUCGAGUUUUGUCUUGGAGGAAACAUUUAUAGUCAUUCAAGAACUCCACAAUGGAUCACUGUAAUCACAGAAAAAACGCUGUCAAGACUCAAUAAGCUAAACAAGCCUUUCAAAUACAUCAUGAGAAUGACGGUGACCCAGAAAAAUGGUACAGGUUUGCACACGGCAGCCGCAUACUUUUGGGAUAUUGCCACGGAUGGGACGUGCACGGUGCGUUGGGAAAAUAAGUAUAUGUACUGCAUAGUUAAUAUAUGGGCACUCGCCUUACAGCUAUAAUUAAUAAUUAUUUACUUAUUAUAUCUUUGUAGAGUUAGUUUAUAAACCAAGUCGGUCAAC